Molecule: messenger RNA, 2964 nt
Organism: Salvelinus sp. IW2-2015
Lineage: Eukaryota; Metazoa; Chordata; Actinopteri; Salmoniformes; Salmonidae
Source: RefSeq, a predicted model, not a curated record
UCUUGCUGCAUGGACAUUUUGUUGAAGAAGGCUAGUCAAUGUCCGUCAUGAGUUCCCAUCACCUCAGAGGAAACCCGCUGCAGAGAAAUUAUAGGUACGACCAGCGAGACUAUUUCUGUGAAGAAACACCUCCGAAAGACCAGGAAGCUUCUGUUGAGAGAAUAUGAAGAUGAAAUGGAAGGUCUCCUCAAAGAGAACGAAGAGCUGAGGAACAAGAACCAGAGCCUGGAGUCCCAGCUGAAGACGGUACUAGACCCCUGUACUAUAACAGCCAGCCAGAGAGAAGCCCGGGACCUGGAGCCCGGUGUUGUGGAGGAGUGGAGCAACAAGCUGAGAGCAGCUACAGAUGGCUACAGCCGGAUCAAACUGGACGUGGAGAAACUGAAAGAGGUAAUAACGAAUAGGAUCCGUCGACGGAGGAAGCUAAUCGCACCUAACUCGUUACGACUCUCAUCUUUCUGCUGUGAACCGCCCCUCAGGUUUGGCCGGUACACGGUAGCGGCGUUGGAAGCUAAGAUUCAUCAGUACGAACGAGAUGUGGACCACCUGAAGAAAGCUCUGGAACGCAGCGACCAGUACAUAGAAGAACUGGAGGCCCGGGGUGGAGGGGGAGCGGAGGGGCUCCCGAGAAACCCCAGAGAGSCACCCCAGGGCCACACCGAUGCCCGUCCAGAGAGCACCUCCUCUGGGGAGGGUGAAGCCGSGACCAGGGUCCACUAUCAGAGGAUCGGUGGCAUGACGAGGAGUCUCAGUGACAUGGAGAAGGCCUCCAUCUGCGCCAGUCUGGAGGGAGAAUCCAAGACGUUGUCCGCCCACCACAACUACCUCCUGGCAACCUCUAACGCCAUGGAGCUCAACGCCGCCGGCUCCGAGACGUUCCGGGACCACCGGAGAGGUUUCGGCGUGACGCUCGCAGGACACAAAGACUCUAUAGAAACCGAUAGUAUUGACGCCGUCGUUCCCUCUGACCUCUUCCUGUUCUCCACUCCCUCCUCUGCCUUCCGCUCCCUCAGUCUGAAGAGUCCCAGUGUCGGUGAAGACAAGAAGCUUGGCUAUAAGGCUGUGACUCAUCUAAGGAGACUCAGUUUUGAGGACAGUAUAACAUCCAGCAGUAGCAGUAGUGCCUCCACUGUAGCAACUAAACGGUCCAGUCUCACUACGCGGUUAUCCAACAGUAUGUCUUCCAGUAACGUAGCCAAGUCAGGACUCUCCGUCGCCACCGAGCCGUUCUGGGCUGCAGCCUGGCAGAGCCACAAGGCUUCUGAUAUAACCUCUGUGACCUCCGUGACGUCGCCCAAUCACAAUGGAGAGGAGGAGGAGGAGCAGCAGCAGCUCGACACGUCUUCGGGGUCGGGGCACAGCGAGAGAAACCACACCGCGGGAGGAGCCACCACGUCCCAGAAUCUGACAGAGGACGAGACGGACCCCAUGUCCAGCGAAGCGUCCAUGGACGCUGCCUACCUGGAUAAGAUCUCCGAGCUGGACUCUAUGAUGCUGGAGGGGCCAGAGAGCUGCAGCUCGGCGGGGUCACACCUGUCCUCGGGGUCACACCUGUCCCUGGCUUCCUCCCUGACUUCUGCCGACACACCGGACUUGACCCUUGACCUUAGACUGGAUGUGACCCUGGUACCUGAGGUGGAGGGCUGCUCUGAACUCUUCCUGGAUCCUGACUCUGAGCACCUGAGGUGGAGGGCUGCUCUGAACUCUUCCUGGAUCCUGACUCUGAGCGAGGUGGACAGACCGAGGCUGGGGGUUUCGACUUGGCGUGCAGGAUAAAGGGAACCUCUUCCACUCCGGUGACCGUGUCCGAGACUCAGGCAGCUUCUCUAGCGCCUGUAUCCACGACGACGGGAACCGGGUCUGGAUCCUGCUCUGGGAGAGACGCUGGCAGCCGGGACCACAGUCUUCUAGACUCUACGGGGCCCGCUAGAGAACAGGGACACCCUCCUGACCCCUCUCAGACUGACGAACUGUCCUUCGACCUGCUGUUUGACCCCUUAACAGAGACCCAGACAGGACCGGGAAGGGCGUCGGCCUGGCAGGCCUCAGCCAACCACCACCACCACGAGGACCAUGACAUCUCUCCUGGCUGCUGCUCAGCAGAUAGACCUGGAGGAGACGCUGUGAGAGAGAAGAGCACGGUGACUCCUAGUCAGGCGACCAAACGGAAGUCUCACAGUCCUUUUAACGUCGGCAGUCCCUCCAAACAUUCUAAGUUUAUGUGAUUUGUGACGGAGUUAACAUGCCCCCCCCCCCCCCCCCCUGCGCCCACGUCACUGUAAACUAGCCCGGCGCCAGUCUGUUUCUGAUCUCUAGCCAGCUCUUUAUGGAACUGUGUGAUGCGAUGCCCUGGCAGAAUCUGGGACCCAGGCUCUCUUCUUUACUGUGUGUCAUGUUAUUCUCUUAUAUAGUGCACUACUUUAGACCGGAGUCCUAUGGGGCCCUGGUCAACAGUAGUUCAUUAUGUGAGGAAUAUAAGGGUACCAUUUGGCAUAAUGAUUGCAGUCUUGUGCUAACUAAUGCUAACUGCUUCUUUCAAAACUGUUGCUAAUGCUAACCGCUUCUUUCAAAACUGUUGCUAACGCUAACUGCUUCUUUCAAGCUGUUGCUAACUGCUUCAUUCAAGCUGUUGCUAAUGCUAACCGCUUCUUUCAAACUGUUGCUAUUGCUAACUGCUUCUUUCAAGCUGUUGCUAACUGCUUCUUUCAAGCUGUUGCUAAUGCUAACUGCUUAUUUCAAGCUGUUGCUAAUGCUAACUGCUUCAUUUAAACUGUUGCUAAUGCUAACUGCUUCAUUCAAACUGUUGCUAAUGCUAACUGCUUCAUCAAACUGUUGCUAAUGCUAACCGCUUCAUUCAAACUGUUGCUAAUGCUAACCGCUUCUUUCAAAAUGUUGCUAAUGCGUAUGUUUAUGUGUGUAAUGGCAUCAAAUUAUUCCUGAAAAUAAAACUGUUAUUUUCAGUAA